CCACUGAACCCACUCGGCUCACCACGAGUCCGCACAGCUCGUCGCCUGCGUCGAGUCGUCGGCUCCGUCCGCACACGCGCGCGGCUCCACUGCGCGCGCAAAGAGGAGAAGGAGCAGGCCAUUGUUAUUGUUGUUGGGGCUGUUUCUAGAUAGGCGUUGGUAGCACACAGCUAAGAUAGACGGGCAGUCUGAGAGAGAGUGUGCGUGUUGUAUUAUCCAUAGACAAGUCGGUCGUAGACUCGCCCAGCAUCACACCUGCAAGAGACAGACAGAGAGAGUGAGUGAGAGAGAGAUUAGUGAGGAUCUGGAUGCAGUCAGAUGCGGGUAGCGUGCUUGGCUCGCCCAGGAGAAUGGUCAACUGCGGUGAGGGUCAGAGCAGCGUUCCGGUGAGGAGCAUGUCUUGUUCGGCCAAGAGGAAGAAAGGUCUCAAGCUGUGCGCAGGAGGCUUCUCUCUCCUGCCCCCGUGCUGCCCGGGGCUGUGUGAGGGCAGGCCGGGCGGGGGAGGCAUGCUGCCUGGCUCCAUCUCCCAGCCGUGCCUGCCUGCAGCCGACCCAGGCCCCACGUGCAUCCUCCCGCACCUCUACCUGGGGUCGCAGGCCGACGUGCUCGACAAGGGGCUGAUGAGUCACAACGGCAUCACGCACGUGCUCAACGCCAGCAACACGUGCCCGCGGCCAGACUUUGUUCCCGAGAGCUGCUUCCUGCGAGUUCCCGUCAACGACAGCUACUGCGAGAAGAUCCUGCCCUGGCUCGACCGCUCCGUCGACUUCAUCGAGCAAGUGAAGGUGUCAGACGCCCGAGUCUUGGUUCACUGCCUCGCCGGGAUCUCGCGCUCCGCCACCGUCGCCAUCGCCUACGUCAUGAAGAGCCUGGGCCUGGGCUCUGACGAGGCCUACAGGUUCGUGAAGGAGAAGAGGCCGUCCAUUUCUCCAAACUUCAACUUCCUGGGGCAGCUGCUGGAGUACGAGAAACUGCUCAGGGCACAGAAGGGGAUCCCUCCCGCCCCCAAGAAACCGAACUCGGAGGCCCCCGUCCCGGAACCGAUGACGGAACCGGCGUCCGAGCGGACGCGGCCGUCUGCCUCUCCCGCGGCGGCCGAGGGGUCGCUCGCCACGCAGUCGCUGCAGCAGUGCAUCAGCCGCCUGCGCCUCUCCCCCGAGCGACACGGCCACCACGACUGCAACCGCCUCAAGCGCUCGCUCUCGCUCAACCUGCGGCCGUCGGACGGCGCGCGGGCGGCCGCGCGCUCGCGUGGCGCCGCUUGCUCCGUGCGGAGCCCCACGCACACGGAGGAGUCCUCCAAGGUGUGCCGCCUGGAGGCCCCCGCCGCCGCGCCGGCCCGACCGAGCGCCGCCGCCGCCGCCUCUUCCGCGACGGCGGGAAAAACGACGCUCGCGACGACGGGCCCGAAGGCCGAUGGUGGCGGCGGCGGCGGCGAGGACGGCGGGGUAGAUCCGCUCGGGUCGCCCGGGGAGAAACUCAAAGCGCAGCUCUGGCUCAACCUGUCGGGCUCGACGCAGACCAUGGUGGGAGAGAAGUUCUGGAGCCGGCGCUCCGACUUUGCGCAGCCGCAGCCGCCGGCGAGCACCCCCGUUCCGGCGUUCGGCGCCACGUGGUACUUCCCAGACGCGGCCCCUCUCAACGGGGGCGAGGGCGGCGGGGGCGGCGGCGGCGGCGGGGGCGGCGCCGGGAGCGGAGGAGGCGGAGGGAUUUGCGGGACUCACGCGGACGUUCGGCUGCGCGUGGGCGCGCGCCCACGGGCCGGCGACAGCGGCGGCGGGGAGAGCCUGGCGGCGGUGGAGGGGCCGCGCAGGAGCUGGCACGAGGAGCUGGGCUCCGCUGCGGAGAAGGCGGCGUUCAAACGGCGCAGCUGCCAGCUGGAGUUUGAGGAGGGCCUGGCGGCCGAGAGUCGCAGCCGUGAGAACAUCGCCGCCAUCGCCAAGCGAUCGAGCUUCUCGGGCAGCAUGGAGAUCAUCGAGGUGUCAUGACGCCGUGGACACCCGUCUUGGAGAUCGUGGAAGUGUCGCGACGAAGCCGACAAUGAACGCAGGCGAUGCGAUCGUUAGGAGAGACAUAAAUACGACGGCAACCCGGACACGCGCUCUGUCAGAUACGACCCAAGCGCCACGAGUCCUGGAAGGAAAAUUGAUUUUGAAUGUUAAAUUUAAAGAUGAGACGCUAAUCGCAUUAUUUGGUUUUGUUGGCGGGAGGCGGCGGGGGGGGGGGUUCGUUAAGUAUAAAUUAAAUGCCUGUGUAUUUACCAAAAACUACAUUUACUAGCAGUACAUGGCAGCCUCCGGAAAGCUGUUUCUUUCUGAAAAGGCAAAUGUUGAAUUUCUGGUAGUAGGAAGAUAAAAAAAAUCCAUUAUUGUUUUGUAAAUAUAAAAGGUUUUUGUCUCAACCCCCCUGUUAAAAAUUACGAGGAUUUACCAGCAUCGCCGAGUGAUUGGUUCAUCGUUUCUACCCAACAAACAACAUGGAUGACCGCCUUGAGUCACAAUUCAAACUAAGAAAAUACCCCCUUUCCCCUUCCAAACCACGCCAUAAAUUAUUUGAUGGUUCUGCUUAAUUUAUGACACGCAAAUGCCCAAAAUUGUACAUAUUGUUGUGUAUAUCUUGAAAUGAAAGAGCAAGCGAUGAUAACUGCUCUCUCCAGGAGUUCUUGUGUUGACAUACCUCAGGGUCCCUAAAGGGUUUCGACUUUGUGAGCUAUUGGUUCAACACACGGAUGAUUUCAUCAGGCUCAGGUUUUAAUCUCGCAUGUUGUUGUGAUAAAGAUGCUGAAUCAAAGCGGGAAAGAUUAAAGACUUAAAUAAAAAAUAAAUUGCCUGAAAUAGCUAGCGUAGUGGACGAGGGUGCACCCAUCUUAUUUAUUGUGCAUUGCUUAACGUACAGCAUCGAAAUGUAAAGAGGUCGUCGCAUGGACACAUGAGGGUCAUGCGUGACAAGGGGGGAUGAAUACUUGGUCAGCUUGUAGUUUUAUUCUCCCUAUCUAUCGACGGCUACAAACACGAACGGUCCAUUCAGCUCGUGGCUGAAAGGCUGUUCUGAUAAAACUCCAGUUAUAAAAUAUUUCAGUUGCGUACUAAUGUCAUUUAUAUUGAUAUGGAAGAGCACAAUGAGUGUAGAGCUACAUGGUAGUGAUGUGACACAGCAGCUUUGUAAUCGGCAACUCAUAGGAUCAAGAAAGUGCUGAGAUGAAGCUGGCUUGUGCUCGGUAUAUAUAUAUUUUUUGCUGUCGAUAUUUAAAACUACUAAGCUUGCUUAGUACAGUACAGUAUAUAAAAUUUAAUCCUUAAUGCUGAUUUGCUGUUUAUUUAUAACAACUAUUAUUAAUGCUUGUUAAUUGUGCAAUCACACGGUGGGUUUUUUUGAGCGCAGUGCCCCGUGCCUCGGUGCGGGGCCACGGGCAGCUCGCGAACGCCGCCGCGAGUGGAGGGACGGCGACGCAGCAGCAGCGACGAGAUGACGCUCGCUUCUAUUUAAAGGAAAUGUAUUCAUGCUGGGCUUUUUUCAAGCAUGUCGUAUUUCCUACCAGAGGCAAAGUGGCCGUAUCCGUUCCCUGUAAUUUAAACUCCUCGUACCAGAAAUGGAAUGCCUUCUGGACAAAAAAUAAAAUUAAAACGUAAGUCAGAUGUUAUUGCUUUAACAACAACAACAAAAAUCUAAAAAUGUUAAAAAGCUAAACCGUACUUGUUCUACGCAUUAAACAUAAACGUCAAUUUAAAAAAAACUCACGAAUCGAAAACAAAAAGUGACCAAAUCCUACAAGAAAUGCCGCGCACACACAAAGUAACUCGCCCUUGCUUUUCUGAGACACGAGUGAGCAAUCGUGCAGGGCUUUGCACUCUUUAUGAAAAGUCUUAAAUAACGAUGAGCACAGGCCUGUGUCUGAGGCAGUGAUGCCACGUGGAGGCGAUGUACAAAGGUGUAAAAAUGGCUACGGAGAAGUCCCGUAGCAAGUGUGGAUAGUGGACAAGACAUGCCACGCGUCCCCCAUCUUACAGGAAGGUGCACAAGGCUUGAGUGUAGUUGGCUCUUACAAUGUUGCAUUAACUAGAAAACACAACUGCAGUUGUUCCACGCUGGUUACGUUUUUGUGGAGCCUUUGGGAAUGUGUGAAACUGCAUGCAGAUACACAAGACGCAAAUCAAAUCGAUAACGCGUGCGUCAGAUGCAUAUUAAUUAAGCUCCCGCUGGGCAAUGGACCGUCUUGACUUACUUUUAAGCCAUCUGCGCUGUGUAACUAUGAAUGGCAAUGGACUUGUUUGACUGUGGUUUGACUGAUAUUUAUUUAAGAGUGGAAUUGUCUUUUUUUUCUCCUUUUUACGAGAUCCGCUACACGUUGAAAAUGAACUAAGAAUAAACGAAGUUCUCUACAAACCGAA
Molecule: messenger RNA, 4388 nt
Organism: Lethenteron reissneri (Far Eastern brook lamprey)
Lineage: Eukaryota; Metazoa; Chordata; Hyperoartia; Petromyzontiformes; Petromyzontidae
Product: dual specificity protein phosphatase 8-like
Biological process (GO): negative regulation of MAPK cascade; peptidyl-tyrosine dephosphorylation
Cellular component (GO): cytoplasm
Molecular function (GO): MAP kinase tyrosine phosphatase activity; protein tyrosine/threonine phosphatase activity; MAP kinase tyrosine/serine/threonine phosphatase activity
Source: RefSeq, a predicted model, not a curated record